Messenger RNA from Heterobasidion irregulare TC 32-1, 1189 nucleotides. RefSeq lists its product as uncharacterized. The coding region runs from base 51 to 1064 and encodes 337 amino acids. Gene Ontology annotation, cellular component: mitochondrial inner membrane. The record is from RefSeq and is a predicted model, not a curated record. Lineage: Eukaryota; Fungi; Basidiomycota; Agaricomycetes; Russulales; Bondarzewiaceae. The transcript has 7 exons.
GCCCUCCACCCAUCUCUCUCUCUCGUCUCCAUCAACUUCAACCCGAAACAAUGUUGCGAGUGGGUGUCUUUACGUCCACCCGCUCGUUUUUACGGCCAACUGUAAACCAAGUACACGCUGGCUCGCACUUCCCCUCGUUCCGCACUUUGAGCACCCGCACAUCUCGCUCGAGCAUUCUCGAUGCUCUCAAAAUGCGACCGAGUGGGUCCUCGGUGUUUUCAUCCUCCAAGCCGUUUGCGCGCGGUAUCAUGAACGAUGCUGUAGUCGUGCGUCCGACGAAGGAGGAAACCUGGAAGAAAUACGCCAUCACCGCCGCUACUGUCGCCGGAACUAUCGUUGGCGUAGAAGUUUUCCUCAACCGCGAUACUCGCGACUCGCUGUCGGCAGCUGAACAGUCGUACUUGCAUGACUCGUUCAAGUACACUGGCGGUGGCCUUGUCUUGACGGCCCUGGCUGCGCGGAGCAUGUUCAAGGCUGGCCUUCCCUUACGCAUCAUGACGGCUAACCCAUGGCUUGUGCUCGGCGUCAGUCUUGUUGGCAGCAUUGGUAGCAUGAUGGGUGUGUUCUACACGCCCCCAGAAAAGACUGUGCAGAAACAUGCUUUCUGGCUCGCGUUCAAUGCGUGCCAGGCAGCAACCUUGAGCCCUCUCUUCUUCUUGAGCCCUGCCAUCCUGUCUCGUGCUGCCUUGUAUACAUGUGGCGUCGUCGGCUCUCUGUCUUACGUUGGUGCUACUGCGACCAAUGACAAGUACCUCUACAUGGGCGGGCCCCUCCUUGCUGGUGUCACCGUCGUUGCACUCAGCUCACUGGCCCCAAUGGCCCUCCCUCUCGGCAUCCGCGGUCUGGCUAUUGCUGAGUCCAUAUCUCUUUACGGUGGUCUUGCUGUCUUCAGCGGUUUUGUUCUCUUUGACACCCAAAAGAUUCUCCAGCACGCUCGCAUGGCAGAGCGUGGUGCCAUGACACCUGAUCCUAUGCGGGAAUCUGUCAGCCUCGAGCUUGACAUGAUCAACAUCUUCAUCCGUAUCGUGCAGAUCCUCGCUAUGCAGAAAAAUAGCAAAAAGUGAUCGAUGAGCUAUCUGACAUAGCCAUGUAUUUGUAUGAAUUUUUUCGAAUCACUCUAGUAUGCCGUUGUUGUAUCCCCGUUCAUUAAUUCCACAAGCAUUUGUCCAAUUUGAAUGUUAUGCAUGCC